AUGCGUCUUAAUUCUACCCGCCUAACCAAAACGCAACGAGGCAGGGGACCAUCCCACUUCUCAACUCCAAACUCCGGCCUCCAUGCCUCUCCCAUAGCUGCACGAAGAGGCUCGCUUGAGGAGCGGCGACGACCGGCUGCCUACUUCAAUCAUGGCAUAUCCCCAGGCCUCCCAGAUAGGAUGGAUGGAGAAGAUCAGGAGGAGGAAGACGGAGAGGAUGAAGACCAAGAGGAGGAAAUAGACGAAGAUGAGGCUGGAGAGCUGUCACCAUUGCUGCCUAUCUUCUCUGCUGCUCACUUAGACGCUCUACCAGUCUAUAAUCUCACGCAUACCAUUCGCCUCCUGGUGGUGCCGCGAUGCGAGACCACACUCUCUUGGGACCAGUUACGCUCUCCACAAGUAUCGCAGUUCCUCAUCAAGCCCAUCCAGCAACAGAUCAGAAGCUCCCAUUUCUCCAAAGCUACACUAUAUGCCCUCAUGGCAAAUUGCCUGCAGUUCAACAAGGAGGUCUCAAUGUACCCUGGCAACAGCGGCGCAAGCAAGACAAGAGCACUGGUUUGUGAGCUGCUUGCUAUCAAAUUACUCAAGGAGUUCAGCACAAGAGAAUUGGUAUAUGCCUUGUCGUACGACUUCUACCCUCUUCAAGGCCAGCCCUCAAGCAAUGGAAAUUCUAAUCCUGGACCCAAUUGGGACUCUUCGCCCGGGGGAAAAGCCCAGCCACGAGCAGCUCGCAUUUCUACACUCGAGAUAGCCAUUCGCGCUCAGUCCAAACGAUUCUUAGCUCACCCAUUAGUGGUGCAGCAACUCGAAGCUAUCUGGGCUGGAACAAUCGUCUUUCAUUCGGCAGCAGACAACCUCCAUCGACCUCCUGAGAAGGUGACACCAAAUCAAAACCGAGGAUAUGGUGCCAUUGGAGGAAGAGGUGCGAUCUUGCAGGCGGCACCCGAUAGCUUACAACCAGCGAAGCAAAGAGAUCAUCUUGACCCUGUCACCUUUUCAGUGCGUAGAUCGGCCACCUUGUAUGAUCCUUGGGACGCGUCACUCUUCAAGCUUUCAAGGUUACGAGUUCCUCGGUACCGCCAAUUCCUCUCAACAUGCUCAUUCGCGGUCUUGCUUGGCCUGUACUUGGCUGUUCUCAUUGAACGGUCGCUCACAAUUACUGCCUUGGAAGUUGUCUUCUGGUUCUGGAGUGCUGGAUUCAUGCUUGAUGAAGUCGUGGGGUUCAAUGAGCAAGGCUUCAGUCUAUACAUUAUGAGCUUCUGGAACGCAUUCGAUCUUGGCAUAUUGCUACUCCUCGUUGCCUAUUACUGCAUGCGACUCUAUGGCCUCCUGAUGCCGGAUGUUCGUAAGCAUCACACCGCCGACAACGCGUACGACCUCCUGGCUGCUAACGCGGUCUUACUAUUCCCACGCUUGUUCUCCGUGCUGGACCAUUACCGAUAUUUCUCGCAGCUCUUAAUUGCAUUCCGCAUGAUGGCGAUGGAUCUUGUGGCUGUCUUCGUACUUAUCGUCAUCAGUUGCAGCGGCUUUUUCGUGGCGUUCACUUUGUCGUUUGGAACCGGCGACUACGAUGCUGGUUCUGUGGCUUACGCGCUUUUCCAAAUGCUUAUGGGCUUUACUCCAGCUGCAUGGGACUCUUGGGGGACCUAUAACGUACUUGGUAAGACCAUAUUGACGCUCUUUCUCUUCAUCUGUCACUUCUUGAUCGUGACCAUUCUCAUCACUGUCUUGACAAAUUCGUUCAUGGCGAUUGUUCAGAACGCAAACGAGGAGCAUCAGUUCGUGUUUGCCGUCAAUACUAUAUCGAUGGUCAAAUCAGAUGCUCUGUUCUCGUAUGUUGCCCCUACCAAUAUAAUCGCCUGGCUUUUGGCUCCACUUCGGUUCGUGUUACCAUUCCGCCAAUUCGUCCGGAUCAAUCGUACCGUCAUCAAGGUCACCCAUUUCCCCGUCCUAUUCCUCAUCUAUGCUUAUGAGCGCAUGAUUCUACGACGGUCGAUGUUUGACGCAAGUGAGCUCGUUGAGCAACGAGGUCGCCAGGGCCUAGAAGUGCGAGCUUUCGAGGCUCCUGGUGCAGGCCUGAACUUAUUCAGCCCCAAGCUGAAUCGACUGCGAGAACCUUCAGUGGCGACCUUUCAAAAGGACCGGGCUCUUGAGGAAGUCUUCCGACGCCCUUUCAGAGACAACACAAUUCGAAAUACGCAGAAGAGCCAUGAGCGUCGAAAAACCAGCAAUGUAGUCAACAAUUGGAUGCAGAAUAUGGGCCCUGAUGGGACCCCAAGCCCACCAGUCGAACAAGAUCGUUCGAUAGUUGACAGAUUGGAGGCUCGCCGGAUUGCUCACCGAAAGUCUCAGCAGCUGGGGCGAAAACGACAGCCCGGCUUUAGACGUGACUUUACCGAAGCGACGAUGUCUAUCAUGUCAGAUCCCGAAGAAUUUGUUGGAGCUGGACGUCAAGAACGCCCUCCACGUCGCCGGGAAGAUAGUGAUCUACUGAACAUGAGUAUGGAUGAUAUACCCAGGCAAACGGAUGCCGACGGUGACGAUGAACUUGUUACAAAUGACGACGAGGAUCUCAUCACAUUAGGUCGACCAAGUGCGACUUCAGAUAGGAAGAUACCGACAGACCAAGAUCCAUGCCAGCAGAAUGAGGACUAUUUCCAACAGACGCCCACUGCUAAGCCCAGGAUACCGCACUUCUCGUCAAACUUCUCAAACCACGCAAAAUCCUCUCCACCAAAAGUUGCCGCGGUUCGGAUCAACGCCCAGCGCCCCACUCGCGCGGGGCAUAUGCGAAAUGUCUCUACCAAUACUGUGCUCUAUGACCCACCUCCGCCCCUGAACGAUUCGUCAACUUCAUCCCCAACCCGCAAAGCAAUCACCGCCAGAAACAGUGUCAAAAACACCGGAGUCGUGACUCCGGUGGCAUCAGCCGGAAGGCGUACACCAAAGCGUCAGCUGCCUGGCGCUUCUCGGCCACGACCGAUCAUGCCAUCACGCGCCGCUUUCCAAUCGGCACCGGAUCUCGUCGGCAUGCUCAAUUUCGGUCAAGGACGCGGACGACGCCAUUCUUUCACAAUGGACCUCGGCUCUGAUAUUGGUGACAACAAAGCCAUUGGUGGCGGCUAUAUUGGUGGCGUGCCUAACAGCUUUGCUACGCAGAUGGCUUAUGCAACCGGUGCCAUGAGAGCUGGUCAAGCUGCCGCUGGUGGACACGAGGAUCAGCAGAGGAUGGGCAAGUUGAUGUUGGCUAGAAUGAAUGCACUUGAAGAAGGGUUCAGGGAGGUCUUGAAGGAGGUGAAGGAUUGGAGGAAGGAAGAGACGAAGAGCGCCGGCGAUGCACCGGACCUAAAAUUCGCUGAGAUGAAGAUUGCCAGGACGAGAAGCAAGAGAUGCAGUAACGGGAAGAAGGAGGGAAGGACGAAGGCGAAGGCAGAGGACCGGGAGAAUGAGGCCAAUGAGCAUGAGCCGCAAGAAGAGGACAAGGGGAGAGGCAGCUCGAUUUAG
This is a messenger RNA of Letharia columbiana, 3504 nucleotides long. RefSeq lists its product as uncharacterized. The transcript has 3 exons. The record is from RefSeq and is a predicted model, not a curated record. Bases 1 to 3504 code for a protein of 1167 amino acids. Lineage: Eukaryota; Fungi; Ascomycota; Lecanoromycetes; Lecanorales; Parmeliaceae.